AUGCGUCUUACGGUCUCCUUGUUGUUGACAGCUGCUGCAUCAGCAGUGGCCCAAAACACCACCCAAGUCUACGACUAUGCCAUCGCAGGCGCCGGCACAGCAGGACUCCUCUUAGCUAUCGUCCUCACUGAAGACCCUUCUAUCAAUGUCGCUGUUCUUGAAGCUGGCUUGGAUGGUCGCACCAACCCGAACAUCACUAUUCCGGAAUUGAGAGGCGAAAUCAUCGAUACGGAAUAUGAUUGGGAUUAUUAUAGUACUGUUCAACCUGGUCUGUAUGAGAACAGAAGUCAGGCUGUCAACAGAGGCAAGACGAUCGGUGGAACUAGUGCUAUGAACUGGAUGAUCCACAACGAAGACUCUCGCGUCCAGCUUGAUAUCUGGGAAUCGCUGCUCAAUCUUACUGGCUGGAACUGGGAAACUCUGUCCACUGCCUUCAGAGAAAGUGAGAUGUUCUUCGCUCCUCCGGCCAACGCAUCCUCUGCUGAACACCCAAACCCUGCAAAUCAUGGAUCUUCUGGGUACAUUUGCUCGACUUUGCAACGUAGUGUCCUGUCUCUGCUGUCAGACUACGUGACCCCUGCCUUGCUCAACGCUGGCUAUGCGGUACCUGGAGACCGCAAUGGUGGCAAUGUUACUGGUGCUGGGUUCUUGCCUCUUGCUAUCUGUCCAGGCAAUUACACUAGAAGCUAUGCUGGAUCUGCAUAUACUGCUGUUCAGGAUAGGCAAAACUUGCAUCUCUACACAAAUGCUCAAGUUACAAAUAUCAGCUGGGCCUCGACAGCAUCUGGCAACGUUACUGCUCGUGGACUCAACUACGUGGAUACUUCCGGUCGCACUUCGAAUAACAGUCUCUCCAUCCACGCCGAUGAAAUCAUCUUAUCAUCAGGAAUCGCAGGCUCGCCCCCAAUAUUGGAACGCUCUGGCAUAGGCAAUCCAGAUAUCCUGAUGCCACUCAAUAUUACGCCAGUCGUAAACCUCAGCAGUGUUGGCACAGGACUCAGAGAUCCACUAAUGAUGCAAUAUCAACCACUCCAAUACAACUUUAGCGUUGAGUUUACAGGUGGCGAGUACGCUCAAAACUACAUCGAUCUGCGACCAGCCCAAGAUGUGUUGUCGGCUGCUGACUACAAUGCUGCAUCUACGUGGCUCAAUUCCACUGCCUCAAUUCCUGGUCUUGAAGACGCACAAUUUACUGUGUUCAAGCACCUCUGGUUUACACGCCAACCAUUGAUCGAGAUGGCCUGGCAGUACAGCAGUACACAAUCUAUGCCUUAUACUCUGGUUCCUUUGAGUCAAGGCACCGUACACAUCAACUCUUCCGACCCAAUGGCUGCGCCAGUGAUCAACCCCAACUACAACUCCGUCACUGCAACCAUCGGCAACGAGACUGUAUCCUGGGACAUCUGGCUACUAUCCCGCGCAUCGCAAUUCUACGUCACCGAACUUGCUUCUCAUGAGCCAUUCUCAAGCGUUCUCACCAAGACCGACCCUGAUCACAACCUCUCUCCAGCAGCCUACCAACAAAUCGUCUACGAACGCUCAGGCACAUCCCAACAUCUCACCGGCGGCCUCCCUAUGCUGCCUCGUUCUGCAGGCGGUGUCGUAGACGCCCAAAUGCUUGUUUACGGUACUUCCAACGUGCGCGUCGUGGACGGAAGUAUUUUCCCCUACCAACCUUCUGCUCAUCCUAUGGGAUUGACUUAUGCUGUUGCUGUGCAUGCAGCGAAGAUUUUGCAACAGAUUAAGGGCAGUAAACUUACCUAUACGGAGGUUCCUGCCAUCAGUAAUGGUAGUUCGAAUGCGACGGCGAGUUUCCCGAAUGUGAGGCCUACGGUUACGUAUGAUCCUAGAGGGUCUGCUGUUCCUGCUUCUUCGUCGGUUGGUGUGUACACGGGUGGAGUUAAGAAACUGGAGAUGUCUGAGUGGGUGCUAGGGUUUGUCGUUGUGGCUUUGGGAUGGAAUGUUUUGAUGUAG
Molecule: messenger RNA, 1974 nt
Organism: Aureobasidium musti
Lineage: Eukaryota; Fungi; Ascomycota; Dothideomycetes; Dothideales; Saccotheciaceae
Source: the annotation of a GenBank genome assembly